Molecule: messenger RNA, 1509 nt
Organism: Serpula lacrymans var. lacrymans S7.9
Lineage: Eukaryota; Fungi; Basidiomycota; Agaricomycetes; Boletales; Serpulaceae
Exons: 11
Coding region: 106-1386 (426 amino acids)
Molecular function (GO): NAD+ poly-ADP-ribosyltransferase activity
Source: RefSeq, a predicted model, not a curated record
GGUGCAAAAGCUCUCGCCAAUGCAGGCAAUCUAUGUACCACCUGUCACCAAAAACCUCGUUUCUUCGAUGGGACAGCGCUGUCUCCUUAUUGUAGCAAGACCUGCAUGGCGAACGCGAAAACAGCAACCAUGAUUGCUCCGACGGCAGCGAUAGUGGCUCCAAUGGCCUUUAAAGCGACUCAAAUGACGUUCAAAGCAGCACCGAUGGCCUUCAAAGCGACACCAAUGACUUUGAAAGCUGCUCCGAUGCUCGCACCAAUGGCCGCAAGGGCGAAGGCACCCGCCAAAGCUAAAGCCACUAAUCUCUGUGUAGUCUGUCAUAAACGUCGCAAAUUCAAGACGUCUCAAUUCUGCAGCAAAGCUUGCGCAUCCAGAGUCAAAGGAAAAGGCAAACAUGUCGGCGGUACGGCAAAAACGCAAGCAGGCCGCGGCGGCGGUCGUGGUCGUGGUCUCUGCGAUUAUUGUCACAAAAACCGAAAAUAUGUGAAGGGGAAGACCGUUUACCCAUUUUGUGGGAAGGUUUGUGCGAGGAAGGCUAAGAAGGCGCGACCGAAGCCUACUGGACCGGUUUGCGCGAUACCAGGCUGUCACAAGCCAGUUUUCACACUGAAUGGAAAAGCAGGCAAAUAUUGUUCACGAGCUCAUGUCGAACUCGCAAAAGUAGCGUGUCUUGUAUGUCGCAAGCGAAAAAGACGCGGAAAAUAUCCCUUUUGCGGGAAAACAUGUGCUCGGCGAGCGCAAAAGAUCGCUCCUGGACUGUUGGAAGCCCCACCUGGGCACGUCAUGUUCAACGAUAUUGUGAACCAGUUCAAGAAAUCAUGGAGAAUAGCGACCGCUCAGGCUACUAUCAAGAAAGUGUACAAGGUCGUGUGUACAGGUUCUUCGGUAGCUCAGUAUAACAAGUAUCGUGCUGGCGUAGAAGCUCGUGGGCAUUUCAAGCGCCGAAAGUUGCCAGAGGGAAAUGAACGUAGACGCUGGCACGGGACGAGGAGAGAAUGCAAGCUUGGUGACCCAGGCAAUACCAAACUCUGCAAGGUGCCAACUUGCAAUGUGUGCAAUAUCAUGCGGUCAUCUCUCAAGGUGUCCCAAGCUGGAAAGAACUACGGUAUGAGAUUUGGAGCGGGUGUUUAUACUUCUUCUUCUUCCGAGACUUCGGUUGCCUACUGUCGCAACUCCCCAAACAACCCCUCACCCUACAAAGCGAUGUUUCUCACCAAAGUCGUUGUUGGCCGUACGAUUAAGCCCCUGAUGGACCAGCCGGCAUGGACUGCGCCGCCUGCGGGAUACGAUUCAGUGGUGGCGGAGAGGAACGUGAUUUACGGGGACGAAUUGGUGGUAUAUACGGAUAGGGCGAUCAGGCCUUCUUAUUUGAUUGUAUUUCAAUAACGUGGGGAUAGGGUGUUGACAGGCGUACGUCCAUGCUUAAAUUUCAGUCAAUUCGCGUUUGUUUGCUUCUGAGAUUUCAGAUGUCGAGUGAAUGCUGAGGUGGUUUUAGCUGCGCAUGCAUUU